This is a messenger RNA of Anopheles stephensi (Asian malaria mosquito), 1714 nucleotides long. RefSeq names its product nuclear receptor coactivator 5 (gene Neos). Gene Ontology annotation, molecular function: RNA binding. The transcript is spliced from 2 exons. Lineage: Eukaryota; Metazoa; Arthropoda; Insecta; Diptera; Culicidae. Bases 166 to 1470 code for a protein of 434 amino acids. The record is from RefSeq and is a predicted model, not a curated record.
GAGCUGUCAUUCUAUUGUUUAUCUGCAUCUUCGAUUUGCAUUUGUUCGGUGCCUACUUUAAAGUGUACACCGCAUGUUUUCAGUGGUAAUUGAUCAAUUGAUUGAUAUUCCCCGCAAAGAAGAUUGAUUCGCUAUUAAGAAUAAAGCUUGCGUAUCCUCCAAAGCAUGGCGAAUAUUCCACCGAUAAAUUCGAGAGUGUAUGUGGGAGGUUUGGGCGAGCAGGUCAAGUUGGAAGAGUUCGAAGAACUCUUCAAAGACUGCAAGCCGUACCAAGAUAUGACACUCUUGCGAGGAUUUGGCUUCAUACAGUUUCACACCGAAAAAGCGGCCCAAGCUGCGAUCAAGGCUAUGAAUGGAAAAGUAUUCAACGGACGCAAACUGAUGGUAAAGGUAGCGAAUGACAAUCGUGCAAAAAAGGGACUGCUUCCUCGGGGAGCACCACCCGCUCCAAAUGCAAAAACAGCCGCUCCGGGUGUAGCAGCCCGGGACCGUUCGCCUGUUGAUGUAAUUCAUCCACUUAAGCGCGGAUACCAUCCGCUGCAGUACAGUGUGGCCGAUUUGAGUAGCGUGUACCCCGAAACGCCUAUCGGACAAGCCCCGCUUCGUGGUAUCGAAAGCAACGAUUGUGAGAUAAUAGUCGUUAACAAGGAGCUAACACCUUACGCCGAGAUGAUCGAAGCACGUUUGAAGCGUGCGGGGCUAAGCGUCGAUCUGCUGUUCCCUAACAACGAUGUUCCGAUAGGCAAAGUACUCGCGAACAGAGCAUCGCAAGGCACAUACUACUGCAUCGUGAUUACACCGGAGAAUCAAGAACGCAAUAGUAUAACCGUGAACGUUUUGCACGGCAUACCAGCGGAACAUCGCAACAUGCCGUCGGAUGAUGCUAUAAAUUUCGUCGUAAAAAAUUUCAACGAAAAGAAAAGGCACGAGCAUGCACCGCACAGUCUCUCUGCUUACCAUCAUGCAGCUCCUUCAGUUGUUCCACCGCCCUCCCAGUCCGUGCCAUUGCACGCAGAGCCUUCCCAGACACAGGAAAAACACCCAGAAGCGAUACAGAACAUGAUCAAUCUGCUGGCUGCAAACCGUCCGCUGACUGUUUUACAGUACGAAAGGCUGAUCAAGUAUCUUACCGAACGCAAAGAAUUGCAAAUAAGGCUAGAAUUGGGAGAGGAUGUCGAUACCACGACAGCAUCAGCGCUAAUACCGCCAAUUAUUCCCGCUGCUCCGGUCAAGACCAAGCAGGACACAGAGCGAGAAUUGCAAAAGAAAAUUUUGGACAUAAUGAACAAGCCAUCGAUUAUCGGACUCGCAAAGUCUACCACUUCAACUGAAAACAUCAGCAACGAAAGCAGCCGAUUGAACAUGAAUCUUCUUCCAACCUCAAGACUGCUGCAUGAUCCGAAGGUACAACGCGCGCUAGAUUCCCUACUGCAAAGUCAGCUGCUUUCGAACGUUGGAUACAAAAUGUAAGCGAAGCAUUACUAUUCCACUAGAGCUAAUGCAUUCUUACACCAAUCCAAACUGGAAGGUUUACAAUAAGAGCACCUGCAAAAACGUUGUUAAAUAAAGCGUUUUGCUUGUUCUUGUCGAAAAAAGGCGAUUUAAAAGUUUAAUAAAUCUUGCUCUAUUCGUACCGCCUACCUGACAACCCGUCUCAGGAAGUUAAUUAUGUAAAAUAUAAUACUUAAACAGUAAAUAGAGAAUACAGCGCAAA